CCAACAACAUAAAACCCCCUCCGAGUUCAGCCCAAAUUUUCUCCUUCUUCUCAGCCCUAACUCCAUCACUCCCUUUGCUUUCUCUCCCUCUCUCGAAGAAGCUGAGAAACAGUUCCAGAGAGAUCGUCUCCGUCUCAAGGCUCAACCUCAGUCUCAGUUGUAGCAGCUGAAGCAAUCCGGCGGCAAUGGGGAUCAUUGAACGGAUCAAAGAAAUCGAGGCCGAAAUGGCUCGGACUCAGAAAAACAAAGCCACAGAGUACCAUCUUGGUCAGCUCAAGGCGAAGAUUGCGAAGCUAAGGACUCAGCUGUUGGAGCCUCCAAAAGGUUCUAGUGGAGGUGGAGAGGGUUUCGAAGUUACAAAGUUUGGACACGGUCGCGUUGCCCUAAUUGGGUUUCCAAGUGUUGGUAAGUCGACACUUUUGACAAUGUUGACGGGGACGCACUCUGAAGCUGCUUCUUAUGAGUUCACAACACUUACCUGCAUUCCUGGGAUUAUACACUAUAAUGAUACAAAAAUUCAGUUGCUUGAUCUUCCUGGAAUUAUUGAAGGUGCUUCUGAAGGCAAAGGUCGUGGGAGGCAGGUUAUUGCUGUUGCAAAGUCAUCAGAUAUCGUGUUAAUGGUUCUUGAUGCCUCAAAAAGUGAAGGUCAUCGGCAAAUUUUGACAAAGGAGCUGGAAGCUGUGGGUUUGCGUUUAAACAAGAGGCCACCACAAAUAUAUUUCAAAAAGAAAAAAACUGGAGGCAUUUCUUUUAACAGCACUCUCCCUUUAACUCAUGUGGACGAGAAGCUUUGUUAUCAAAUUCUGCACGAAUACAAAAUUCACAAUGCUGAGUUGCUGUUUCGUGAGGAUGCCACAGUGGAUGAUCUUAUCGAUGUAAUUGAGGGUAACAGAAAAUACAUGAAGUGUGUAUAUGUAUACAACAAGAUAGAUGUUAUUGGUAUUGAUGAUGUGGACAAAUUAGCCCGGCAACCUAAUUCUAUUGUCAUUAGCUGCAAUCUGAAGCUGAACUUAGACAGACUACUCGCGAAGAUGUGGGAGGAGAUGGGACUUGUUAGAGUUUAUACAAAGCCACAGGGCCAGCAACCUGAUUUUGGUGAUCCUGUAGUUCUUUCUGCUGAUAGAGGUGGCUGCACAGUUGAGGACUUUUGUAACCAUAUCCACAGGAGUCUGCUGAAGGAGGUAAAAUAUGUGCUAGUGUGGGGUACAAGUGCACGGCACUACCCUCAGCAUUGUGGCGUCAGUCACCUUCUUAAUGAUGAAGACGUGGUUCAGAUUGUAAAGAAAAAGGAGAAAGAAGGGGAAGGGAGGGGUCGGUUUAAGUCACAUUCGACAGCCCCUGCUCGUAUAGCUGACAGAGAGAAGAAGGCUCCCCUGAAACAAUAAUAUCACUGACUGUAAUACCGUGCAGACCCGAGUUUCUUACAUGAAGAGGCACAGAAGAUGCCUAUGAAGCGUAUCAUAUCAUUUGCUGAAUUGACAAAUCGGUGUAAAAUGAAGAGUUGGCCUUAGAACCUAGUGCUCAUCAACAUGCGUAGGCUUUUGGAUGUGUUGUAUGUUUGGCGAUCAAUUAAGUACUGAGAAUUUUGAAAAUAAUCUGCAUCAUCUCUGUUGCUAGAGAUGUAUUUUUUUGAUCCGCUCUUGGAUAUAUAUUCUUAAAAAUCCGUCUUCAUUAAUCUAGUUCCUCUUGAGGCCA
Messenger RNA from Rosa chinensis, 1695 nucleotides. RefSeq names its product developmentally-regulated G-protein 2. The transcript has 12 exons. The coding region runs from base 186 to 1385 and encodes 399 amino acids. Gene Ontology annotation, biological process: cytoplasmic translation. Gene Ontology annotation, cellular component: cytoplasm. Gene Ontology annotation, molecular function: GTPase activity; GTP binding. The record is from RefSeq and is a predicted model, not a curated record. NCBI's taxonomy places the organism in Eukaryota, Viridiplantae, Streptophyta, Magnoliopsida, Rosales, Rosaceae.